Verticillium dahliae VdLs.17 is the source of this 1119-nucleotide messenger RNA. RefSeq names its product caffeine resistance protein. Gene Ontology annotation, molecular function: transmembrane transporter activity. NCBI's taxonomy places the organism in Eukaryota, Fungi, Ascomycota, Sordariomycetes, Glomerellales, Plectosphaerellaceae. Bases 1 to 1119 code for a protein of 372 amino acids. Gene Ontology annotation, biological process: transmembrane transport. The record is from RefSeq and is a predicted model, not a curated record. The transcript has 4 exons.
AUGGCGCCGCUGAGCGAAACGUUUGGGAGAAGGCCGAUGUAUGUUGGGGGGUUGACUGCGUUUCUGGGGCUGAUUCCGGUGGCGGCGCUGGCGACUGAUAUCACGACGAUUCUGAUCGCGAGGUUUCUGGGUGCGGUGGCUGGCAGCGUGAUGCUGUCCAACACGGGCGGCUCAAUUGCUGAUAUCACGGCACCGAAAUACUUGCCCCUGGCGCUGUCGGUCAUCUCUUUUGGGCCGCUCAACGGGCCUGUGUUAGGGCCGAUGCUGGGCGGCUUCGUGGUCGAGGCCUGGGGAUGGCGAUGGCUUAACUGGCUCUCCCUCAUCUCGACAGCCGUAGGCGCCAUCUUCAUCAUGACGGUCCCCGAGACAUACCGACCAGCCCUCCUUCGCAAACUGGCAGUAACACGACGCAUGUCCCGAGACGACACCCGAUACUGGUCCGAUUUCGACACCAAAGUCGGCCUCCUACGGAGGGUGCGAACGGCCAUCUCGCGCCCAUUCGUCCUCUCCUUCACCGAGCCCGUCCUCUUCCUGUGGAACGUGUACAUCUCGGUCAUCUACGCCGUGGUGCAGCUGGCCUACGUCGCGUUCCCAAUCAUCUACCAAGACGGGCGUGGGUUCUCUGUAGCCAUCUCCGGGCUCGCGUACGUCGGUGUCUUUGUCGGCAUCAGUCUGACAGGGCGGCCCGAACCCGAAGCGACGGUACUCAUCAUCUGCAUCGGCGCGGUGAUGGAGCCUCUGGCGCAGUUCAUGUUUGCGUACACGGCGCUGCCGGUGGAUAUUCCGGUGUAUUGGAGCGUCGCUUCGGGGAUUCCAUUCGGGUACGGCUUUGGUUUGGUGUUCAUUUACGGCACCAGUUACAUCGCCAGCGUGUUCGGGUUGUAUGCGACUUCGGCGUCGGCGGGAAACUUGGUAUUCCGGUCCAUCUUUGGAGCGGUGCUGGUGUUGGUGGGCAAGUCCAUGUAUGCGGCGCUGACGCCGCGAGGGGCGGGCAUUACGCUGGGGGUGAUUGAGGCGGCGUUGCUGCCGAUUCCACUGGCCUUCUACAAGUGGGGAGGGGGCAUGAGACGUCGGAGCACCUUGAUCCGCACUUUGGAGGAGUCGGCUCGCACAGGGUGA